This is a messenger RNA of Tremella mesenterica DSM 1558, 1737 nucleotides long. RefSeq lists its product as uncharacterized. The record is from RefSeq and is a predicted model, not a curated record. Lineage: Eukaryota; Fungi; Basidiomycota; Tremellomycetes; Tremellales; Tremellaceae. The transcript is spliced from 2 exons. The coding region runs from base 1 to 1737 and encodes 578 amino acids.
AUGCAAGCUCGCAAGAUGACCAUCAGUAUGACACUCCGCUCCGGCCUCCGUCCAAAUCAAACUCGUCAAUCGCGUCAAGCUCCCAAUCACCAAGUCAACACACUCCCCUUGUCCCGUACCCCAAGCGGCUCCGGUCUUCCUCGUCCUCAAGUCGUCCGCGGCAAUCUCCCAAGGAAGUCAUCUGCCAUCAAUAUCAAGACCCACAAUCUCAACAUCAAGUCGUCAGUAUCGUCGACUCAAGGUCAGAAGAAGGAGAUGAUCAUUCCGACUUCCAUCAAGUAUGUGAACAAGAAAGGAGCUUCGUCUCCUGUUCAACCACCCCAAGUCAACGGUACUCACGUUCAAGAAGAGUUGAGCGAGGAGGAAUCCGACAGACUCCUCCAAGAGCUUUUGGGCGUCGUUCAAGUCCCCUUGCUAGACGAGAAGGUCAAGAACGAUGCCAAGGAGAAGGCCAAGGAAGAUCAUGAAGGAAAGGACAAAGGAGAAGAGAAGGAUUCUACUCGUAAGCGUCAAGGAAGACGCCAGAAGGUGUCUAAAGUCUCUACGGAAAACAGUGUGAUAGGACAGGAGCCAUCACGCAAGGAGACCAAGGUUAACAAGAAGGUACGAUCUGCAAAAGAUGGUAACGUCAAUGAUCGUACUAUCAAGUCGGAGACUAGGACCCCGGUCAAAAUCCCCAAACAAGCUUCUGUCAAGGAUAGCAAGGAAAACCAUACUUUGAACAGUUCCGAGGAUGAACAAGUCGAUGACCCAGUCAUCAAAUCCAUGAGUUCGACCCCAAUCCAACUCGCUACGGUUCUCCCCGAAAAUGAUGCUUUCACGCAUAACAAGGAACUCCACGGAAAGGAUACAUCCGAAGAUGAUAAAGAUCAAGAUCCCGUGAUCAAGUCAAUCAGUCAAACCUCAUCCCCCAUCAGACCCUCAAAAGCACCGAUCGCCAUCCCAAACAAGACGUUCAACCCGCUCGGCGCUCCGUGGUCGCCAAACGGCACCACCAGUGACUCAUUCGACACUUCCCCCUUAUCCCACAGUCUACCAACUCUUGACGUUAUGCACAAGGUCAAGCAGUCAGACAAGGUGAAGGAUGAAUCAGCAGUGUGGGAUAUGCCAGAAGUAAAUGCAGGGCCACAGGAGAAGACAUGGCAACAACUCCUCAUGGACGGCAAAAAACCCAAGAUUGAUAAAUAUGACCGUAACAAUCAACGUCCCUCUUCCACCGGUCCAUCUUCUCCUACCAAAUCAUCGAAAAGAUCCAAUUCACCUCCCAAUCUUAAGAAUCCUAACAAACCACGUCAGCCACGUCCCACUCAUUCAAGACGUCUUUCUCUUGACGAUCCAUCGGUGCGAUCCACUCCCACUUCCUUCUCUUCCCUUUCGCCUAUCCAAGCCAGAUCGGUAUUCGACACAACACUUGAUUGGUAUCCAACAAUGAACGUCAAUCGUCCUCCUCAAACCCCAUUCAGACGUCUACCCACUCAUGUCACUGGUGAACUACCCCUCAUUCCUGGUGAAUUCCCACGCAUCAACCGUUCCCCAGUCCCAACUCCCAUCGCACAGCUCACGAAAGCGGUAACUGGUUCACCUCAGAAACGUUCACAGAAGAAGACGGUAGAUAUGGGAAGGACGAGGAGUGGAAGUGGAGGUGCAGAUCCGAGCAUUGAAUAUUAUGCCGGUCCAUCAUUUCAUAAUGCUCCUGCGGCACAUACUCUCAGUCCACCCGACAUGUCUGAUUGGUAA